CCUCAGGCCACGGCCGCACUGAUCGCGGCCGUUUCGGACGAGCCUCGACGAACCGAGGAUAUUUGUGGCCCCGACGAAAGAGCGGCGCCGGCAGACGAUGUUAUCGCGCAGGAAAAGGAGCAGAAGGAGCGACAGCGACCGCAGCAGCAGCGGCAGCAGCAGCAGCAGGAGCAACAGCAGGAACAGGAAUCUCAAGUUCAGGUUCAUGCGGAGCAGGAGUCGCAGCAACCGCAGCGUCCACCGCAGGAACAACAGAAGCGGGAAGAAGCGCAGCCGCAAUCGAAGGAGCCGGGUCACCUACAGCAACAGGUUCGUCAGAAGAUAGAGAAGGACAGGGAGCAACGGAAGCUUCAGCAAGAACAAAAGCUGUUGCAGCGUAAGCUGGAACUGGAGGAGCAGCUGCGCCGUCAGAUGGAACGAGACGAGGAAGCGUUGCAGCGAAAACAAGAAGAGGAGAAACCGCUGCAGCAAAAGCUGAUAGAUGAGUUACGAAGAAAACUUAUGGAGAAAGGGAGAGACGAACAGCAGCAAGUUACGCGGCCGAAAAAAGAAGCGGAGCAGCUGAAGAAAGAAGAAACGAAGCGUCCAUCGAAAGGCGAACAGCAUGCGCAGCAACAGAAAAAGGUGGACGACAAGCAGCCGCAACUGCAGAAGGCGGACGAACAGCAACAAAAACGCAAACAACUGCAAGAACCGCUGGAUAAAAACGAGCGAGCGAAGCUGCGCAAGCAAGGUGAGAAAGCUCAGCUCGCGGACGUGUCGGGUCAGGAGUCGCAACAGCAGAAAAUGGAGAUGAGAGCGCAGCCAGAAGAUCAAAGGGCGCAGCGGCGGAAGGAGAAGCCGCAGUUGCAGCAGCCUGGGGAAUCGCAACAGCAGCAGCAGCAGCAGCAGCAACAGCAGCCGCAGCCACGUGAAGAACAGCAGGGAAUCCGACCACUCGAGGGCGGUGGACUUUACAUUAGGAUAGUGCUGAGGCACGAGGAUCGCGCAAAUCUGGUCUGGUUAUACAAAACGCACAUAUUCUAAAUUCCGAAUGAUUCGCCUCGUCGCUUCCGUCUGGAUAUCUCGAGCGACCUCGCGGCUAUACGGCUCUACGACUCUAUCCAUCCAUGUUGAAAGGUACCGUGAAUGCGAGACGCAAUGCGUUUGCCAUUUAGGCGCGUCGCAGCGCUGCGCAUUUCGGGGUUACUUAGUGUCUCAAGGGGGGCAUAUCGGCGUUUCCUUUAACGUUCUAAUGUCGACGCGCGGAGGUAACGCGCGCGUCGGAAUAUCAACUUGGUGCAUGUAAUCAGCUUCUUCUCCACGGCGCAAGCAAAGCUUUAACGGUGCAUCCAGCGUCGCAAUCUCGGUAAUCUCGAUAUGCCACUUCUAGAUGUAAUCAAUCAGAGGAUUCCGUUAGGCUCGGUCAUCCAUGAUCGUGGUGGGGGACAAUCGUACUCGUGUUAUUGUUGCAAGAGGAAAUAUGUGUUUGUUAAACGUAAAAUGUGCAGACGUAAAUAUGUGCAUGUAAACAAAAGUGCAUCCGUCGCUUCCUCCGCCAUGCUUUCUCUAUCGUUCGACAGGCACGCAGUUCUGUUCAGUCAAGUGGAUGCACCAUUACGAGCAGAUAAUGAACAUGGAUUAGUUAAAAUACGUGCAUCUAAAAAUCCAAGUUUCUUUUGUACUCGUAGUAUAUUUGUUAUUUGAAUUUUUUAAUUGUUAGCCUCUACAAAUUUAUCUCGAAAAACUGAUAUUUUUUACGACUUUUAAUUUACCAUAAAUUAUACUUAUUAUGAUUCAUGUUUUAUCAAUUUUAUUAAACUAUUUUCAUUGUUGACCAACGAAAUUGCAUUAUCGUCAAGCUUUUCGCUGUGGAAUAUAUGUAGUUAUAAUGAUGAUCUCAGAGAGAUAUACGCUUGUUGAAAGUAGAUCUGAUAUUAUAUUAUAGCCAAGAGAGAAAGAGAGAGAAAGAGGCGGGAAAUAUACAUAUAUUCUAUAUGGUUUCUGAGCAACGUGGCGGCGAUUUGACAGUAACAGAUGACCGUUGGAGAGCACGAUGUUUUGCCAUAGGCGCUUCCCUGGACAUUAUUACACCCGACGCAAGACAUAUUCAUUUUUCCACUCAGUUGCACCAUCAAUUAUCAGAAAACCAGAGAUCGCGGUGAAGCUACGGUUCGGUGUAAAGAAAAGUUCGGUAGUAAAAGAAGUCUGAAUACUCGCCAGAUAAAUUUCGCUGAAACGAACGCUAUUGCCGGUAGUUUUUAACAAGUAGGUGUAAACGAUGCAUGCAGCUGUAAAAUAAGUUAUACUUCAGUCUAUUACGAAUAAAGAAUAUGCACAAAAGUUACGACACGCACGCGCGCGUCCACAGUAACGUUAACUAUCGGUCCGGUAGAGUUUAUAGGAGCAGUUUAAUUUUUAAGCUUUAAGCAUAGAUCAUAACGCCACAACUGAACGUGAAAACUAAAACGCAGCUGUCGCCUCUGGUAAUGUUUUAUUACUGUCGCAUGUGCAGCUUGUUUGCGUAGAUGUGUCAAAGAUAUGUUUAUAAAUGUCAAUAUAUUUACUUGUCUAUGUACCGUUGUCUGUUUGUGUGCAGCGACAUUUCUAUUGUUUUAUACGUAAGAGAUGUAUGUACAAAAAAAAUAUAUAUAUAACAUCGUUGAGCAGCCUAAACGGCGCGAACUCCUCAUUACAAUAUUAAUCGAUAGUGCGAUCGAGCUGAGUGUAUGGAUAAAGUGUGGCAUAAAGCAUCGCGAGAUUAUUUCUCUUCGUUUCAAACUAAUUAGCAUUCGAUUGAUACUAAUUAACAUGUUCGCUAUCACCGACGCGCAGGCGCGUCCAGCUAUGAUUUGCGCUUGUGUCUCUGUUUUUUUGAGCACUGAGAUAAAUUUUCAACGCCGGAAGUUUUAUACAGCAUGCCGCCUCACUAAAAUCGCGCCUUAAGAGAAUUGUGACGAAACGUUCCUGGCGAAAAGAUGAAACGAGUAAUUAGUGAUAGUGAACGUGUUAAUUCAACGAUUUCUUCAGCGAUUUACGGAUGUUUUACGACCGCUUCGGCUGUGUUUUUAACAAAAAUAUUGUAAUAGUAUCCGUUAGUCUUCCCGUCUACUGUUAUUUUACGACACAAUGCACCAGAGAAUCAAUCUCUCGACUUGACAUAUGAAUAGCAUAUCAUAUCGUUGUAACUUUUAGUUUAAGUUUCCUUUACUAAUUAAGUAACAUUUACGCGUCUGAUUUUAUACAUAUCCCCGUGUAGGAUGUAUUCUAUGUAAGAAGCGUGCUACGCGUCUCUUCCGUUCGAGGGCGUAGCUGUGACAGAGAAGAAGAGAGACGGGCAAGUCUUGUGGUAUAAAGUUGAAGCCGUUAAUUCGCUGGCGAUCGGUAUAACUCUACCUAAAAGUUCGAUCUAUUUACUGUGAUAUGCCGUAGCCAAAUGAGUCCAACUGUGAAUAAAGAAAAAAAACGUGAUGUCAAGAGA
Vollenhovia emeryi is the source of this 3460-nucleotide messenger RNA. RefSeq names its product mediator of RNA polymerase II transcription subunit 15-like. The transcript has a single exon. Lineage: Eukaryota; Metazoa; Arthropoda; Insecta; Hymenoptera; Formicidae. The record is from RefSeq and is a predicted model, not a curated record. The annotation marks the transcript as partial.